AUGAACUACUCGGCUUUCUACGACUCAAGUCCUUCUUUCCAGACUAAGUCUAUGAACUAUCCCCCAGACAGUGUCUGUCCAAUGGACCUAUUUCCAAAGCCAGUCAACUUUGCCCCUGAGGAAAUCCCUUCGUUCAAUAUUCUUGAGCCCAACUACGCCUUUGACAAUGACUCGCAGUCCACGUUGACCGGAGAUGAAACUGAUUUUGACGCUCUGAGUGACGUGGACAGUGAGUACGAGGUCAACUACGUUCGUCACGAAUCUAAGCUUGGAGAAGAGAAUUUCGAAGAUGAUGAACUGUCUGAGGACGAGCACUACCUCCCUCAUUAUCUGUCUCCUGUUGCGAUCCAGCAGCAGGGCAAGAACGUUGGACUAGUCAAACGACAGCACGUUCGAAAUUCUCGUCCACGUGAUUUAGACCAGUUUGAGAUUCUGGUCGUAACCCCUGCUUACAGCCCAGAAGAGGAGCCUCUCUCUCCUACUUCCUGCUACGUUUGUACAGAGGAGAUUGGACCUGUCGACGACUACCCUUCUCCUGGUCAUUCUCCCGACCUCGGAGACCUUACCGACGACGAUACCACCAGUGAUACCACCCUGGAUACUCUGGUUGAACACUCAUCCUUCUCUGAGGAUCUCUGGUUCCAGCGCAAGCCCAACGAGAUGCACGAGAUGUAG
Messenger RNA from Yarrowia lipolytica CLIB122, 675 nucleotides. RefSeq lists its product as uncharacterized. Lineage: Eukaryota; Fungi; Ascomycota; Dipodascomycetes; Dipodascales. The record is from RefSeq and is a predicted model, not a curated record.